Messenger RNA from Lutra lutra (Eurasian river otter), 11216 nucleotides. RefSeq names its product mucin 5AC, oligomeric mucus/gel-forming (gene MUC5AC). The transcript is spliced from 49 exons. Gene Ontology annotation, molecular function: protein binding. Gene Ontology annotation, cellular component: extracellular matrix. Bases 6 to 10898 code for a protein of 3630 amino acids. Lineage: Eukaryota; Metazoa; Chordata; Mammalia; Carnivora; Mustelidae. The record is from RefSeq and is a predicted model, not a curated record.
GCGGGAUGAGCUUCCUGCCCCCUCUGAGGACAGCCCCGGUGGUGCGAGCCCGGAACCCCGCGCACAACGGGCGCGUCUGCAGCACCUGGGGCGACUUCCACUACAAGACCUUCGACGGCGACGUCUUCCGCUUCCCCGGCCUGUGCAACUACGUCCUGUCCACGCACUGCGGCGCCGCGUACGAGGACUUCAAUGUGCAGCUGCGCCGCGGCCGGGAGUCCAACACCACCACGGUCACCGCAGUCACCAUGAAGCUCGAUGGCAUGGUCAUCCAGCUGACCAAGAGCUCCAUCCUGGUUAACGGCCGCCCAACUCAGCCGCCCUUCAGCCAGUCGGGGGUCCUCAUCGAGGUCAGCAACGGCUACCUGAAGGUGGACGCCAAGCUGGGCCUCGUCUUCAUGUGGAGCCCAGAUGACAGCCUCCUGCUGGAGCUGGACCCCAAGUUUGCCAACCAGACCUGCGGGCUCUGCGGAGACUUCAAUGGUCAUCCCGUGUUCAACGAGUUCCUCUCUCAUGGUGUCAAGCUGACGGCCCUUGAGUACGGGAAUCUGCAGAAGAUGGACGGCCCCAUGGAGCAGUGUCAGGACCCUGUCCCUGUGCCCCCGACGGACUGCGGGCGUGGCACUGGCCCCUGCGAGGAAAUCCUGACUAGCCGGCUGUUCUCGGGCUGCCGAGCUCUGCUGGACGCCAGCAGCUAUGUGCAGGCCUGCCGGCAAGACCUCUGCCUCUGCGAGCACGCGGACCGCACUCGCUGCGUCUGUCCCACACUCGCCGAGUACGCACGCCAGUGCGCCCACGCCGGGGGGCUGCCCCCGGACUGGAGGAGCCCCCACCUCUGCCCCCAGACCUGCCCCUCCAGCAUGCAGCACCGGGAGUGCGGCUCGCCCUGCGCCGACACCUGCUCCAACCCGGAGCACUCCCAGCUCUGCGAGGACCACUGUGUGGACGGCUGCUUCUGCCCCGAGGGGACGGUGCUCGACGACAUCGGCCAGACCGGCUGCAUUCCGGCAUCCCAGUGUCCUUGUGUAUACAAUGGGGCCACCUAUGCUCCGGGGACCAGCUACGCCACAGACUGCACAAACUGCACCUGUUCCAGAGGCCAGUGGAGUUGCCGGGAGCUGCCAUGCCCAGGCACCUGUGCGGUGCUGGGGGGCGCCCAUGUCUCCACGUUCGACGAGAGGCAGUACACGGUGCACGGGGACUGCAGCUACGUGCUGGCCAAGCUCUGUGAUAGCAGCAUCUUCACUGUGCUGGGAGAGCUGCGGCGGUGUGGCCUGACGGACAGUGAGACAUGCCUGAAGAGCCUGACGCUGAACCUGGACGGGGGGAGCACGGUCAUCAUGGUCAAGGCCAGCGGGGAGGUGUUUGUGAACCAGAUCUACACCCAGAUGCCCGUCUCGGCAGCGAAUGUCACGCUCUUCAGACCGUCCACCUUCUUCAUCGUCGCGCAAACCAAGCUGGGCCUGCAGCUCGGGAUCCAGCUGGAGCCCGUCAUGCAGGUGUUUGUGAGGCUGGGGGCCGAGCUCCGCGGCCUCACCUGCGGCCUGUGCGGGAACUUCAACCAGAACCAGGCCGACGACUUCCGGACCCUCAGCGGCGUGGUGGAGGGCACGGCCGCCGCCUUUGCCAACACCUGGAAGACCCAGGCCGCCUGCCCCAACGUCAAGAGCAGCUUCGAGGACCCCUGCUCCCUCAGCGUGGAGAACGAGAAGUACGCUCAGCACUGGUGCUCCCGGCUGACCGACCCCCACGGCCCCUUUGCCCAGUGCCACGCGGCCGUGAACCCAGGCACCUUCUACUCGAACUGCAUGUUCGACACGUGUAACUGCGAGAAGAGCGAAGACUGCCUGUGCGCCGCCCUGUCCUCCUACGUGUACGCCUGCGCGGCCAAGGGGGUGCUGCUCCGCGGCUGGAGGGACGGCGUGUGCACAAAGCCCAUGACCACCUGCCCAAAGUCGCUGACCUACCAAUACGGCAUCAGGACCUGCCAGCCCACCUGCCGGGCCCGGAGCCACGAGGACAUCACCUGUGGUAUCAGCUUUGUCCCCGUGGAUGGCUGCACCUGCCCCAACGGCACAUUCCUGGACGAUGCGGGCAAGUGCGUGCCUGCCACCAGCUGUCCCUGCUACCACGAGGGCUCUGUGGUCCCCAACGGAGAGUCGCUUCAGGAGCGUGGAGUCAUCUGCACCUGCACACAAGGCACGCUGACCUGCAUUGGAGGCCAGGUUCCCACCCCAGUCUGCGCCCCGCCCAUGGUCUUCGUCGACUGUCACAAAGCCACGCCGGGGGCCUCCGGGGCCGGCUGUCAGAAGAGCUGCUUCACUCUGGACAUGGACUGUUAUAGCUCCCAGUGUGAGCCUGGCUGUGUGUGUCCCGACGGGCUGGUGGCCGAUGGCGAGGGCCGCUGCGUCGCUCCGAAGGACUGCCCCUGCGUGCACAACGAGGCCAGCUACCUGCCCGGCCAGACCAUCCGGGUGGGCUGCAACACCUGCACCUGUGAGAACAGGAAGUGGCGGUGCACAGAGGAGCCCUGCCUGGCCACCUGUGCCGUGUACGGGGACGGCCACUAUGUCACCCUCGAUGGGAGGCGCUACAGCUUCAGCGGGGACUGCGGGUACACGUUGCUUCAGGACCACUGCCGCGGCAAUGACACCACUGGGACCUUCCGUGUCAUCUCCGAGAACGUUCCCUGUGGGACCACUGGCGUCACCUGCUCCAAGGCCAUCAAGCUGUUCCUGGGGAGCUACGAGCUGAGGCUGAGUGAGGGCCGCGUGGAGGUGCUCGAGAGGGGUGUGGGGCAGGAGCCCCCCUACUCCAUCCGCCAGAUGGGUAUCUACCUGGUGGUGGACACCGAGGCUGGCCUGGUGCUGCUGUGGGACAGGAAGACCAGCAUCUUCCUCAAACUCAGCCCUGAGUUCAAGGGCCGGGUCUGCGGGCUGUGCGGCAACUUCGACGACAACGCCGUCAACGACUUCACCACGCGGAGCCAGUCCGUGGUGGGCAGCGCCCUGGAGUUUGGCAACAGCUGGAAGUUCUCCCCGUCCUGCCCCGAUGCCCCGGUCCCCAGGGACCCCUGCACUGCCAACCCGUACCGCAAGUCCUGGGCCCAGAAGCAGUGCAGCAUCAUCAACAGCGCGACCUUCGCCGCCUGCCAUGCCCACGUGGAGCCCACCAAGUACUACGAGGCCUGUGUGGGGGACGCGUGCGCCUGUGACUCGGGGGGUGACUGUGAGUGUUUCUGCACGGCCGUGGCCGCCUACGCGCAGGCCUGCCGCAACGUGGGCAUGUGCGUGUCCUGGCGCACCCCGGACACCUGCCCCCUGUUCUGCGACUACUACAACCCCGAGGGCCAGUGCGAGUGGCACUACCAGCCGUGCGGGGCGCCCUGCAUGAGGACGUGCCGGAACCCGGGUGGCCGCUGUCUGCACGACCUGCCGGGCCUGGAAGGCUGCUACCCCAAGUGCCCGCCUGUGGCCCCCAUUUUCGACGAGGACCGGAUGCAGUGUGUGGCCACGUGCCCGACCCCACCCCCGCCACUGCCCUGCCGCGUCCGGGGCAAGUCAUACCGGCCUGGCACGGUGGUGCCCUCCGACCAGAACUGCCACUCCUGCAUUUGCACCGAGAAUGGCGUGCAGUGUGCCUACGACUCUGAGGCCUGCGUCUGCGUCUACGACGGACGGCACUUCCGACCGGGGGACGUCAUCUACCACACGACAGACGGCACAGGGGGGUGCAUCUCCGCCCACUGCUCUGCCAACGGCGCCAUCGAGCGGGGGGUCUCCCCCUGCAGCGUCACCAGCCCCGCCCCACCAACCACCUUCUCCUUCUCCACGUCUGCACCCGUCGUGAGCUCAACACAUCCGCCCCACACGUGCCACGACUGUGGCAAGAGCACAGUGCCCACAGGCACGACCCCCGGCACCACCGUCCAACCCCACCAGGCCUGUGGGGAGGAGUGCCAGUGGUCGCCGUGGCUGGACAUCAGCCAUCCGGGGCGGGGCAUCGACAGCGGCGACUUCGACACCCUGGAGAACCUCCGUGCCCAUGGGUACCAGGUUUGUGCGGUGCCGAAGAAGGUGGAGUGCCAAGCUGAGGGGGCCCCCGGGGUGCCACUCCCAGUCCUGGGGCAGCACGUGGAGUGCAGCCCGAUGGUGGGCCUGACCUGCUACAACCACAAGCAGACGUCAGGGCUCUGCCACAACUACCAGAUCAGGAUCCUGUGCUGCUUCCCCCGGAUCUGCUCUCCCUCCAGCAGUCCGGCCCAGACCACCCAUCCUGUAGCUUCAGGGAAUACAGAAACAGGGCCAACACGAGAGGUUAGCGGGGUCUCAUCUGUGCCGACAGAGCACAAAAUAUCCCCAGCCAUGGUCGCCGCAUCUGGCACAAGCGUUUUCUCCGCGACUCGUGGAGCACCUGGUCCGGGUGCUACUGCACCAGUCCAAGCGACCACCACGACCCCACCAGGCACCCCCACACCCGCCCCGGGUACCACCACGACCCCACCAGGCACCCCCACACCCAAAACUACUCUCUUCACUCUGACUCCGAUGCCAAUUUCAACAACACACGAGCCUUGUUUAAAACGGUUGUGCACAUGGACCCCCUGGAUCGACGGCAGCUACCCUGGGCUGGGUAUAAACAGUGGAGAUUUUGACACUUUUCCUAAUUUGAGAGCCAAAGGCUAUAAAUUCUGUGCAAAGCCCAACAACGUGGAGUGCAGGGCAGAGUUCUUCCCGAACAUCCCACUAAAGGAGUUGGGGCAGGACGUGAUCUGUGACAAGAACGUGGGACUGCUUUGUCUGAACAAGAACCAGCUGCCCCCCAUCUGCUAUAACUACGCCAUCCGCGUCGAGUGCUGUGAGCAGGUAGAUGUGUGCACGAGCACCCCACACGCCGGCUCAUCGGAGAUCACACACCCAGCCCCGAGGGACACUGAGACCCAAACACAGCUGACUCAAAACACCGAAAUUCCCUCGUGGCCGACACAACCUGGCACAGCCAGCUCGGUGCCUGUGCACCCGACAGCCAGCACCACACCUGACACACACGGGGUAUCCUCACCUGUGACUGUCACCUGCCAGCCACAGUGCACGUGGACCAAGUGGUUUGACGUGGACUUCCCGUCCCCGGGACCCCACGGAGGAGACGUGGAAAGCUUCAGCAACAUCAUGAGAAGGGGACAGAAAAUCUGCCGCCGGCCCGAAUACAUCUCGCAGCUGCAGUGCCGGGCCGAGAGCCACCCCGAGGUCAGCAUCGAGAAGCUGGGCCAGGUGGUGCAGUGCGACCCCCGCAAGGGCCUGGUGUGCCGGAACCGGGACCAGGGAGGCAGUGUCGGGAUGUGCCUCAACUAUGAGGUCCGGGUGUUGUGCUGUGAGCCCCCAGAGCACUGCACGACGCACAAAACUGUCACAGUCCCUCACACCCCAAGUAUGAGCCCCACAAGCCUAACUGAGACCACCGUCCACCUGGUGACGGCCCACUCAACCUCUGUGCCAACAAGCAGCCCAACCUCGGUGCCAGAAACCAGCUCGACCACGGUGCGAACAACCAGCCCAACCUCAGUACCAGAAACCAGCUCAACCUCUGUUCCAACAACCAGCCCAACCACGGUGCCAACAACCAGCCCAACCUCGGUGCCAGAGACCAGCUCAACCUCUGUGUCAACAACCCGCCCAACCUCGGAGCCAGCGACCAGCUCAACCACUGUGCCAACAACCAACUCAAAAACAGUGCCAACAACCAGCCCAAGUUCUGUGCCAGAAACCAGCUCAACCAAGGUGCCAGCAACCAGCCCAACCUCAGUGCCACCUACUAGCUCAACCUCUGUGCCAACAACCAGCCCAAGAUAUGGGCCAGAAACCAGCUCCACCACCUUGCCAGCAAGCAGCCCAACCUCGGUGCCACCAACCAGCUCAACCACUGUGUCACGGACCAGCCCAACCUCUGUGCCACCAACCGGCACAACGUCUGCUCCUACAGCGAGCACCACCCCCGUCCUCACACCUGAAGCAACCCACUCCCCUCAUGUGACUGUCACCUGCCAGCCACAGUGCAUGUGGACCAAGUGGUUUGACGUGGACUUCCCGUUCCCGGGACCCCACGGAGGAGACGUGGAAAGCUUCAGCAACAUCAUGAGAAGGGGACAGAAAAUCUGCCGCCGGCCCGAAUACAUCUCGCGGCUGCAGUGCCGGGCCGAGAGCCACCCCGAGGUCAGCAUCGAGAAGCUGGGCCAGGUGGUGCAGUGCGACCCCCGCAAGGGCCUGGUGUGCCGGAACCGGGACCAGGGAGGCAGUGUCGGGAUGUGCCUCAACUAUGAGGUCCGGGUGUUGUGCUGUGAGCCCCCAGAGCACUGCACGACGCACAAAACUGUCACAGUCCCUCACACCCCAAGUAUGAGCCCCACAAGCCUAACUGAGACCACCGUCCACCUGGUGACGGCCCACUCAACCUCUGUGCCAACAAGCAGCCCAACCUCGGUGCCAGAAACCAGCUCGACCACGGUGCGAACAACCAGCCCAACCUCAGUACCAGAAACCAGCUCAACCUCUGUUCCAACAACCAGCCCAACCACGGUGCCAACAACCAGCCCAACCUCGGUGCCAGAGACCAGCUCAACCUCUGUGUCAACAACCCGCCCAACCUCGGAGCCAGCGACCAGCUCAACCACUGUGCCAACAACCAACUCAAAAACAGUGCCAACAACCAGCCCAAGUUCUGUGCCAGAAACCAGCUCAACCAAGGUGCCAGCAACCAGCCCAACCUCAGUGCCACCUACUAGCUCAACCUCUGUGCCAACAACCAGCCCAAGAUAUGGGCCAGAAACCAGCUCCACCACCUUGCCAGCAAGCAGCCCAACCUCGGUGCCACCAACCAGCUCAACCACUGUGUCACGGACCAGCCCAACCUCUGUGCCACCAACCGGCACAACGUCUGCUCCUACAGCGAGCACCACCCCCGUCCUCACACCUGAAGCAACCCACUCCCCUCAUGUGACUGUCACCUGCCAGCCACAGUGCACGUGGACCAAGUGGUUUGACGUGGACUUCCCGUUCCCGGGACCCCACGGAGGAGACGUGGAAAGCUUCAGCAACAUCAUGAGAAGGGGACAGAAAAUCUGCCGCCGGCCCGAAUACAUCUCGCGGCUGCAGUGCCGGGCCGAGAGCCACCCCGAGGUCAGCAUCGAGAAGCUGGGCCAGGUGGUGCAGUGCGACCCCCGCAAGGGCCUGGUGUGCCGGAACCGGGACCAGGGAGGCAGUGUCGGGAUGUGCCUCAACUAUGAGGUCCGGGUGUUGUGCUGUGAGCCCCCAGAGCACUGCACGACGCACAAAACUGUCACAGUCCCUCACACCCCAAGUAUGAGCCCCACAAGCCUAACUGAGACCACCGUCCACCUGGUGACUUCCCACUCAACCUCUGUGCCAACAAGCAGCCCAACCUCGGUGCCAGAAACCAGCUCGACCACGGUGCGAACAACCAGCCCAACCUCAGUACCAGAAACCAGCUCAACCUCUGUUCCAACAACCAGCCCAACCACGGUGCCAACAACCAGCCCAACCUCGGUGCCAGAGACCAGCUCAACCUCUGUGCCAGCAACCAGCCCAACCUCAGUGCCACCUACUAGCUCAACCUCUGUGCCAACAACCAGCCCAAGAUAUGGGCCAGAAACCAGCUCCACCACCUUGCCAGCAAGCAGCCCAACCUCGGUGCCACCAACCAGCUCAACCACUGUGUCACGGACCAGCCCAACCUCUGUGCCACCAACCGGCACAACGUCUGCUCCUACAGCGAGCACCACCCCCGUCCUCACACCUGAAGCAACCCACUCCCCUCAUGUGACUGUCACCUGCCAGCCACAGUGCACGUGGACCAAGUGGUUUGACGUGGACUUCCCGUUCCCGGGACCCCACGGAGGAGACGUGGAAAGCUUCAGCAACAUCAUGAGAAGGGGACAGAAAAUCUGCCGCCGGCCCGAAUACAUCUCGCGGCUGCAGUGCCGGGCCGAGAGCCACCCCGAGGUCAGCAUCGAGAAGCUGGGCCAGGUGGUGCAGUGCGACCCCCGCAAGGGCCUGGUGUGCCGGAACCGGGACCAGGGAGGCAGUGUCGGGAUGUGCCUCAACUAUGAGGUCCGGGUGUUGUGCUGUGAGCCCCCAGAGCACUGCGGUCACACAUCACUGACACCGAGCUCAGCCCCUCCAGAGCGUACGUCCAUGGUGUCCAGUGUGCCAUGGCCGAGCUCCACGGCUCCGGCCAGCACGACGUGCUUCUGCAGCGUGUCCGGCAAGCUGUAUCCCGCAGGAUCCAUCAUUUACCAACAGACUGACCUCGCCGGCCACUGCUAUUAUGCCACGUGCAGUCUGGACUGCCACGUGGUCAGGCAGACAGACCAGUCCUGUCCCAGUGGCAUGCCACCUCCUGCCCCGACCACCUCCCAGCCUGGCUCCUCCCCUUCGGUCCCCGUGCCUGUCACUACGCAGGGGUGCCCGAAUGCAGUCCCCCCAAGAAUGAAAGGCGAGACCUGGCCCAUGCCCAACUGCUCUCAGGCCACCUGUGAGGGCCACGGGGUCAUCACCGUGCAUCGGCGCCAGUGCCCACAGGCGCAGCCCCCGACCUGCACCAAUGGCUUCCCCCCUGUGCAGGUGGCAGACCAGGAUGGCUGCUGCCCGCGCUACCAGUGCCAGUGUGUGUGCAGCGGCUGGGGCGACCCCCACUACAUCACCUUCGACGGUACCUACUACACGUUCCUGGACAGCUGCACCUACGUGCUGGUGCAGCAGGUCGUGCCCGUGUACGGCCACUUCCGCGUGCUGGUGGACAACUACUUGUGCGGGGCGGAGAACGGGGUGUCCUGCCCGCAGUCCAUCAUCGUCGAGUACCGGGGGGACCGCGUCGUGCUCACCCGCAAGCCCGUCCUCGGGGUGAUGACCAGUGAGAUCAUCUUCAACGACAGAGUGGUCAGGCCUGGCUUCCAGAAAGAUGGCGUGAGCGUGUCCCAAAUCGGCAUCAAGAUGUACGUGACCAUCCCCGAACUUGGCGUCCAGGUCAUGUUCUCUGGGCUCAUCUUCUCGGUGGAGGUCCCUUUCAGCAAGUUUGCUAACAACACAGAGGGGCAGUGUGGCACCUGCACCAAUGACAAGAAGGAUGAGUGUCGCCUGCCUGGCGGGGCAGUGGCGGCCUCCUGCUCUGAUAUGUCUGGCCACUGGAAGGUGACGACACCGCGCCAGCCAUCGUGCCAUGGGCCCUCCCCGAUGCCCACCGCAGCCAGGCCUGCGCCCUCCCCGACCCCGUGCUCCUCGUCGUCGAUUUGCCAGCUGAUUUUGAGCAAGGUCUUCGAGCCGUGCCAUGCGGUGAUCCCCCCGCUAACAUUCUACCAAGGCUGCGUCUUCGACCACUGCCACGUGACCACCUCCGACGUGGUGUGCUCUGGCCUGGAGCUGUACGCAUCCCUCUGCGCCUCCCGCGGCGUGUGCAUCGACUGGAGAAGCCACACCAACCACACGUGCCCGUUCGCCUGCCCUGCCGACAAGGUGUACCAGCCAUGUGGCCCGUCCAAGCUCUCCUACUGCUACGGGAGGGACAACGCCAGCUUCAUGGCCUUACAGGACGCCGGCCCCAUCACGGAAGGCUGCUUCUGUCCAGAGGGCUUGAUGCUUUUCAGCACGAGCUCCGAAGUCUGCGUGCCCAUAGAUUGCCACAGGUGCCUGGGGCCCCACGGGGAGCCUGUGGAGCCCGGCCACACUGUCAGCGUGGGAUGCCAGUGGUGCACCUGUGAGAACGGCACGCGGACCCUGAGCUGCCAGCCUCAGCCCUGCCCCCUGCCCCCAGCCUGCCCCGCGCCAGGCCUGGUACCUGUGCCUGCGGCCCCCCAGGCCGACCAGUGCUGUCCCCAGUACAACUGCGCCUGUGACACCAGCUAUUGCCCCAAGCCCGUGGCCUGUCCCGAGGGCUCCCACCCCAUCCUGACCUACGAGGAGGGAGCCUGCUGUCCACACCAGAACUGCAGCUGGAACGUCUGCAGUGUCAACGGCACCUUGUACCAGCCCGGCUCCGUGGUCUCCUCCAGUCUGUGUGAGACGUGCCGGUGCCAGGCGCCCGGCAGCCCCCAUUCAGACACGGCGGUGAUCAGCUGUGAGACUCAGAUUUGCAACACCCGCUGUCCCGAGGGCUUCGAGUACCAGGAGCAGAGCGGGCGGUGCUGCGGCGGGUGCGCACAGCAAGCCUGCGUCCUCAACGCCACUGACAGCUCCCCCCGUCUCUUCUACCCGGGCCAGUCCUGGCCAGACCCCAGGAACCCCUGCGUGACCCACGAGUGUGAGAAGCACCAGGAUGGGCUUGUGGUGGUGACCAGGAAGAAGGCGUGUCCCCCGCUCAGCUGUCCUGCGGACCAGGCCAGGCUGAGCGAGGAUGGCUGCUGUCUGUCCUGUCCUCCACCCCAGCCCCAGAACCGGUCGGCCUGUGCCCUGUUCCACGAGCACCAAGUCCUCCACCAGCAGGGCUGUAGGUCUCUCCGGCCUGUGCGCCUCGCCUUCUGCCGUGGCAACUGCGGGGACAGUGUCUCUGUCUACUCCCGGGAGGCCAACAUGCUGCGGCACAGCUGCGAGUGCUGCCAGGAGCUGCGCGUCUCCCUGAGAAACGUGACCCUGCGCUGUGCCGAUGGCUCCCACCGGGCCUUCAGCUACCCCCAGGUGGAGGAGUGUGGCUGUGUGCGGCAGCGCUGCGGCUCCCAUGGCGCCCUGGGCCACGGGGCGGACUCUGGGCCUGUGCAGAGCGACGAGGAGCAGAGCCAGGAGAUGGGGGGCACUGGCUGGAGGAGGGGCUCCAGGGCCACAGGCCCCCCCAGUGGACUGACCAGCCCCCGUCCUCGGGGCUCCUGGCCACCCCCCUCCGGGAUACACCGAUAAGGGUGUUCUGUCCCCUAGGGCUUUGGCUCCAGGGACCUGAGCCCUGGCCCAGGGGACCCGAGGCCAUGAUGCCCUGCCCGCCCACCUUGUCCCUCUCUGGGGUCCAGCUGGCCCUCGGGUGUGCAGUGGCUCCAACCAGCCCUCAGGCCACUCUGGCCGUGGGUCCAGCUUGCGUUCCCAGGACUCGUGCAUCGCGUAGGGGUCUUAUCAGGGAAGGGCACUUGGACUUGUUGGGCUGGGCCGUCCACCAGGAGGCACAGCCUUGCCCCUCCCUUCGCCCUGGGCUUCAGGAAAUGACCAUCUGGGUUCGUAAAUACA